AUGGUCGUGCAGGACAGCAUGGACACUGGAGACAAAAGAAUGGGCGUGCAGCUAGAGCCCUUCCUGCACCAGGUUGGGGGGCACCUGAGCGUACUGCAGUACGACGAACACACCGUGUGCAAGCCUCUCAUCUCGCAGGAGCAGAGGUUCUAUGAGUCCCUUCCGCUGGCCAUGAAGCGGUUCACUCCUCAGUACAAAGGCACCAUUACAGUGCACCUCCAGAGAGACAGCAGGGGCUGCCUCAGCCUGGUUGCCAACCCACUCAAGGAGAAUCAGGGGGCCUUCAAGGUCUCCACCGAGUCGGCCGCAGUGGCGAUUUGGCAGACGUUCCAGAAGACUACAGGGAGCAUCACUAGCGGUGCCCACGCCCUCACCAAGUGGCAGCACACCCAGCUGGCACACUCAUUCAAGGAGAGCCCGGCCAAGGCACUUCUGAGGUCUGAGUUCCAUUUCAGUGCCAAAGUUUCCUCACUGGUGGAAGAAGCCAGUGGGAAGCAGGCUGAGAAGAGGAGCUUCAACCCGUGGGGCCUGCACUGCCACCAGGCACAUCUGACGCGCCUGUGCUCUGAGUACCCGGAGAACAAACGCCACCGGUUCUUGCUGCUGGAAAAUGUGGUGUCACAGUACAAGCAUCCCUGCAUCCUGGACCUGAAGAUGGGGACGCGGCAGCAUGGAGACGAUGCGUCAGAGGAGAAGAAGGCCCGCCACAUGAGGAAGUGUGCACAGAGUACCUCCGCCUGCCUGGGUGUGCGCAUCUGCGGCAUGCAGGUUUAUCAAACAGAUAAGCAGCACUUUCUCUGCAAAGACAAAUACUACGGAAGGAAGCUCUCAGUCGAGGGGUUCAGGCAGACCCUCCAUCAGUUCCUGCACGACGGGGCCCGCCUCCGCACAGAGCUUCUGGAGCCCAUUCUGCGCCAGCUCCAGGCCCUCCUCUUGGUCAUCAGGAGCCAGAGCUCAUACCGCUUCUACUCCAGCUCUCUCCUCAUCAUCUACGAUGGGCAGGAACCCCUCAAAAAAGUCCCAAGUGGCCUGCAUCAAGAGGCCCCGCAGACAGACCAUGAUUGCUCCCCUGGAAACCUCGCUAAAGUUGACAUCAGGAUGAUCGACUUUGCCCACACAACGUACAAGGGCUCCUGGAAUGAGCUCACCACCUACGAUGGACCAGAUCCUGGCUUUAUUUUUGGCCUGGAAAACCUCAUCCAGAUCUUGCAGGACAUCCAAGAAGGCGCAUGA
Elephantulus edwardii (Cape elephant shrew) is the source of this 1233-nucleotide messenger RNA. It is a transcript of the gene IP6K3, whose product is annotated as inositol hexakisphosphate kinase 3. NCBI's taxonomy places the organism in Eukaryota, Metazoa, Chordata, Mammalia, Macroscelidea, Macroscelididae. The transcript is spliced from 5 exons. The coding region runs from base 1 to 1233 and encodes 410 amino acids. Gene Ontology annotation, cellular component: cytoplasm; nucleus. The record is from RefSeq and is a predicted model, not a curated record. Gene Ontology annotation, biological process: phosphatidylinositol phosphate biosynthetic process; inositol phosphate biosynthetic process. Gene Ontology annotation, molecular function: inositol hexakisphosphate kinase activity.